This is a messenger RNA of Alnus glutinosa, 895 nucleotides long. RefSeq lists its product as uncharacterized. Bases 80 to 364 code for a protein of 94 amino acids. Lineage: Eukaryota; Viridiplantae; Streptophyta; Magnoliopsida; Fagales; Betulaceae. The record is from RefSeq and is a predicted model, not a curated record. The transcript is spliced from 4 exons.
CGCCCAUAAUCACCCAAAUCAUUCUCUCUCAGUCUCUCUCUCUCUCUUUCUCUCUCUCUCUCUCUCUCACAGCAAAGCAAUGGCGUCUCCACCAUCUCACUCCGAUGUGCAACCUCUGCUUGCUGUGGAAGCUGAAUCUCAGCUCUCUUCUCUCAUCUGCGAUAUGUUACAAGAAGUCCAAGGGGCAAUGGAGAACAUGCUUAAAAUGACUAAUGAAAUUGGUCAAAAUUCUGCUGGAAUAAUGGAAGAGAUAGAGAAAUGCAAAUAUUCUGCUCUUGAGAGGAAGGGAAUCUUGGAGGAAGAGAAGGAGCGAUUUCAGAAAGCUGCUUAUACUAUCUUAGACAUGCUUAACAACAGAGAUUAAAAGCCGGCGUUGUUGAAAGAGUAUAUAGACAAAAAGAGAAAAAGUGGCCUUCCAGUGAGUCUACUGUGGCGUGAUCCAUCAUUCUUGUAGAUACACUAGAAGCUAUCAGCAGUCAGCAGUUGGCAGUCUGUCUGAUGUUUCUUGCUUUGAGCAAGAAAAUAUGUUACUUCCUCUUUAAUUUUCUUAGUCUUCUUUGGUUCACAUUGAUCUAGUAUAGCUGUGGCAUAUGAUGAUUAGAGUGUAAAUGCAUUAGAAAUUUCAAGAAAAUUACUUCUUCUUUUUCUGCUCUAUAUCUGCAUAUUAAAUUGUGAAUCUGCCACCUCUUCUCUAUCUCUAUCUUUCUGGAUUAGUCAAACAUAGUAAGAAUAUUCAAUGUUAUUAGUAAAUUGGGAUUUCAUUCAAUGAAGAAGUGCUGAAGCAUACCUGUUCUGUCCCAUUCUUGUAUGUCACCAUGUCCUGCGAUUUCAGAUUUGCAUCAGAGAUUGCACAGAAUGAGAAUGUGAGAGGAAGUGACAGAUGCUAUACCACUGC